AUGGAAGGCGAUGGCGGUCGCCGAGACGCCCCCGGCGCACUGAUGGAGGCCGGGCGCGGCGCGGGAUCCGCCGGCAUGGCGGAGCCGCGGGCGAGGGCGGCGCGGCUCGGGCACCAGCGCUUCCUGCGGCGCAGCGUGGUGGAGUCGGACCAGGAGGAGCCGCCGGGCCUGGAGGCUGCGGAGACGCCGAGCGCACAGCCCCCGCAGCCUCUGCAGCGUCGGGUGCUUCUGCUCUGCAAGACGCGCCGCCUCAUCGCGGAGCGCGCCCGGGGCCGCCCCGCCGCGCCCGCGCCUUCCGCGCCUGCAGCGCCGCUCGGUGCCCCGAGUGCACCCUCGGACCCUGGUCCGGAGCCCGCGGGCGCUCAGGAGCCCAGCCCGGAUCUCGCCACCGCCUCUGCCACCGCAACCGCAGCCGCGCGGGUCUCCGACGGCGGCCCGCAGCAGGAGGAGGCGGCGGCCGCGACCCAGGAGGACGCUGGAAUCACCGAGGCGAAGCCAGAGCCCGGGCGCGCACGCAAGGAUGAGCCCGAGGAGGAGGAGGACGACGAGGACGACCUCAAGGCUGUGGCCACCUCCUUGGACGGCCGCUUCCUCAAGUUCGACAUCGAGUUGGGCCGGGGCUCCUUCAAAACUGUCUACAAAGGGCUGGACACGGAGACCUGGGUGGAGGUGGCCUGGUGCGAACUGCAGGACCGGAAGCUUACCAAGCUGGAGCGGCAGCGGUUCAAAGAGGAGGCAGAAAUGCUGAAAGGCCUACAGCACCCCAACAUCGUGCGCUUCUACGACUUCUGGGAGUCCAGUGCCAAGGGCAAGCGAUGUAUUGUGCUGGUGACGGAGCUGAUGACCUCGGGGACACUGAAGACGUACCUGAAGCGGUUCAAGGUAAUGAAGCCCAAGGUGCUGCGCAGCUGGUGCCGGCAGAUCUUGAAAGGCCUGCUGUUCCUGCACACGAGGACCCCCCCAAUCAUCCACCGAGACCUCAAGUGCGACAACAUCUUCAUCACUGGGCCCACUGGCUCUGUGAAAAUUGGUGACUUGGGUCUGGCCACCCUUAAAAGAGCAUCAUUUGCCAAAAGUGUGAUAGGUACCCCCGAGUUCAUGGCACCCGAGAUGUAUGAGGAACACUACGACGAGUCGGUUGACGUCUACGCCUUCGGGAUGUGCAUGCUGGAGAUGGCAACCUCAGAGUACCCUUACUCGGAGUGUCAGAAUGCUGCCCAGAUCUACCGAAAGGUCACCUGUGGCAUCAAGCCCGCCAGCUUUGAGAAGGUGCACGAUCCUGAGAUCAAGGAGAUCAUUGGGGAGUGCAUCUGCAAGAACAAGGAGGAAAGGUACGAGAUCAAGGACCUGCUGAGCCACGCCUUCUUUGCGGAGGACACGGGUGUACGGGUGGAACUCGCAGAAGAAGACCAUGGCAGGAAGUCCACCAUAGCCCUGCGCCUCUGGGUAGAAGACCCCAAGAAACUGAAAGGCAAGCCCAAGGACAAUGGAGCCAUAGAGUUUACCUUUGACCUGGAGAAAGAGACACCAGAUGAAGUGGCCCAGGAAAUGAUUGAUUCUGGAUUCUUCCAUGAGAGUGACGUGAAAAUUGUGGCCAAGUCCAUUCGUGACCGUGUAGCACUGAUCCAGUGGCGGCGGGAGAGAAUCUGGCCUGCACUGCAGUCCCAGGAGCCAAAGGACUCCGGCAGCCCUGACAAGGCCAGGGGUCCACCACCAACACCCCUGCAAGUCCAAGUGACCUAUCAUGCGCAGAGUGGACAGCCUGGACCGCCAGAAUCCGAAGAGCCUGAGGCUGACCAGCAUCUCCUACCCCCAACCCUGCCAGCCAGUGCAACCUCCCUAGCCUCGGACAGCACCUUUGACAGUGGCCAGGGCUCUACUGUGUAUUCAGACUCUCAGAGCAGCCAGCAGAGCAUGGUGCUCAGCUCCCUUGUGGACACUGCUCCAGCGCCAGCCUCGUGUGUGUGCAGCCCCCCUGUGAGUGAAGGACCUGGCCUGACACACAACCUGCCUUCGCUAGGGGCCUUUCAGCAGCCUGCCGCCACGCCUGGCCUGUCAGUGGGGACUGUGCCGCCCCCUGUCCGCCCUCCACUCCUCCAGCAGCAUUUCCCAGAACCUUCCAUGAGCUUCACUCCUGUGCUGCCACCACCCAGCGCCCCUAUGCCCACAGGUCCAGGCCAGCCAGCACCCCCAGCCCAGAAGCCUCCUCCCAUCGCCCAACCGCCGACCAUACCUCAGGUCCUGGCCCCACAGCCCAUGGGGACUGUCCAGUCAGUACCCCCUCAUCUGCCUCCAUACCUGGCUCCAACCUCCCAGGUUGUGGCCCCUGCUCAGCUGAAGGCCCUCCAGAUGCCGCAGCCACCCUUGCAGCCCCUUGCUCAAGUCCCUGCACAGAUGCCUCCAAUGCCUGUGGUUCCCCCCAUCACUCCCUUGGCGGGACUUGAUGGCCUUCCUCAGGCCCUCACUGACUUGCCACCUGCAAACGUGGCCCCUGUGCCACCACCUCAGUAUUUCUCGCCUGCUGUGAUCUUGCCAAGCCUCACAGCACCCCUGCCCUCAUCUCCAGCCCUGCCUCUGCAGGCAGUCAAACUGCCCCAUCCCACUGGAGCACCCCUGGCUGUGCCCUGCCAGACCAUCGUGCCAAAUGCACCAGCUGCCAUCCCUCUGCUGGCUGUGGCCCCACAGGGCGUGGCUGCACUGUCCAUCCACCCAGCAGUGGCCCAGCUCCCAACCCAGCUCCCAACCCAGCUCCCAGCUCAGAUCCCAGCCCAGAUCCCAGCCCAGCUCCCGGCCCAGCCUGUGUACCCAGCAGCCUUUCCACAGAUGGCACCUGGAGAUAUCCCACCCUCCCCCCACCACACGGUGCAAAGCUUACGGGCCACCCCUCCACAGCUGGCCUCACCCGUGCCUCCUCAGCCGGUCCAGCCCAGUGUCGUCCACUUGCCUGAACAGGCUGCUCCAGCUGCUGCCUCAGGGACCCAGGUCCUGCUGGGCCACCCUCCUCCAUAUACUGUGGAUGUUGCUGCUCCGGUCUCUGCUGUGUCCCUGCCGCCUGCUGUCCUCUCCCCACCUCUGUCAGACACACUGCUGCCUGCUGCCCCUGAGCUCCUUCCCAAGCUCCCCAGCUCCCUAGCCCCCUCAGUGGCCACGGCUCCUCAGAGUGUGCCCACCCAGACUUCCACGCUCCUGCCACCAGCAAACCCACCUCUUCCCACGGGGCCUGCAAUUGCUGGGUCCACAAUCGCCAGCCCCUGCCCUGCUGUCCAACUGAUGGUGGAAACAGCCCAGGAGGAAAAGGCCUCACAAGACAAACCACCUGGCCUCCUACAGAGCUGUGAGAGCUUUGGAGGUUCCGAUGUUAUUUCUGGAAGGGAACCGAGUGACACCUGUGAAGGCACCUUUGGAGGAGGCAGACUGGAGGGCAGAGCUGCCCGGAAACACCACCGCAGGUCCACGCGUGCACGCUCCCGGCAGGAGAAGGCCAGCCGGCCCCGGCUCACUAUCCUGAAUGUAUGCAACACAGGGGACAAGAUGGUGGAGUGCCAGCUGGAAACACAUAACCACAAGAUGGUGACCUUCAAGUUUGACUUGGAUGGGGACGCUCCUGAUGAGAUUGCCACAUACAUGGUAGAACAUGACUUCAUCCUUCCCGCCGAGCGUGAGACAUUCAUCGAGCAGAUGAAAGACGUUAUGGACAAGGCAGAAGACAUGCUCAGUGAGGACACAGACGCUGACCACGGCUCUGACACAGGGACCAGCCCUCCACACCUGGGCACCUGUGGCAUGGCUACAAGGGAGGAGAAUGGACAGUCCCAAGCCAACGCUCCUGUGUACCAGCAGAACGUCCUGCACACAGGGAAAAGGUGGUUUAUCAUCUGUCCAGUGGCUGAGCACCCAGCUGCCGACACUUCUGAAUCUUCACCCCCACUUCCUCUAAGCUCCCUGCAGCCAGAAGCCAAUCAAGACCCAGCACCCUAUCCAGACCAGCUGUCCUUGAAGGACAAACCCAGCUGCCCAGCAGCGCAGCAGCUCCUGAGCCAGGUGGGCUCCAGCAAUCCUCCUGGUGCAGUGUCAGCACCCUUGGUCCCAUCGUCCCCUCCUGUGACUGUUGUAACCCCAGCAGCACCAGCCGCCAGCACCGUGCCAGAGCCAGCAGCAGGGACUGCCAUACAGGCAGGGAUUCCAGGGACUCCUCAGGGGCCAACCAGUGUACAGGAGACCUCCCAGCCACUGGUUGAGACUCACCACACCCAGGGUGCUGCCCAGCCCCUCAGCACUGGCCAAGGACCUUGCACCCCAGUUCCAGAGACCUCCCGUCACCCUUCAGGUCUAGGGGAGACCACCUCAGCCAGGGAGGCCAAUGCUCUAGGGGAGCCCCUGUCUACUUCAGUACCGGAGCCCAGCCCCCCCAGUGGGCCCCCACAGCCUGCCCUGGGUCAGCCACCACCCACGCUGCCCAUCAUGGUGGGGACCAUUAACCUGGUGACCCCCCAGCUCCCCAGCCCCCCUCUGGGGCCCACUGCUCCCCCACCACCAUCAGCCUUGGAGUCGGAUGGGGAAGGCCCACCCCCCAGGGUGGGCUUCGUGGACAACACCAUCAAGAGCCUGGACGAGAAACUGCGGACUCUGCUCUACCAGGAGCAUGUGCCCACUUCCUCGGCCUCGGCUGGGACCCCCAUGGAAGCUAGUGAUAGAGACUUCACCCUGGAGCCCCUGCGGGGAGACCUACCCUCAGCCCUGAGUGACAAGGCCCCAAGCCUUACCCAGCAGGCCCAGCCCUUGUUGGAAAAGUCAGAAACAGCCCCUGCAGGAUGGGCCCUGACACAGCAGGAACAGAGUGCAUCUUCACCAAUGACAGCAGAGUCAUCUUCCAGCAACACUCUGGGCUGUGACAGUGACGGAGGACAGGUGGCCUCAGACUCCCCCACACUGCCCAGUGUCCCCCAGGGUGCCCCUGUUUCCUCCAGCCUUGUGCACAUGGAGCCCAGAGAUCAGAACAGCAGUGUCCCCAGGGAUGCUUUGGUAGCCCCCAUGCAGAGCUGCCCAGGGACCUUUGCAGAGGAGGGCCCAGCCCAGAUGCGUGGCACUCGGAUCUCUGGGUCCCCUCAUAAGCGGCCAGAGCAGCAGGAGAGCAGCUCCCCAGCCAAAACUGUGGGCCGCUUCUCUGUAGUUAGUACACAGGAUGAGUGGACUCUGGCCUCCCCCCACAGCCUACGGUACUCCGCCCCGCCUGAUGUCUACCUAGAUGAGGUCCCCUCCAGCCCUGAUGUGAAGCUGGCAGUACGGCGGGUACAGACGGCCUCCUCCAUCGAGGUCGGUGUUGGCGAACCUGCCUCCAGUGACUCAGGGGACGAGUGCCCACGGAGGAGGCCCCAGGUGCAGAAGCAGUCCUCCCUACCUGGUAGCGGUGGUGUGGCAAGUGACUUGGUGAAGAAGGCCACUGCUUUCCUGCACAGGUCCUCGAGGGCCAGUUCACUGGGCCCUGAGACACCCAGCAGGGCAGGUGUAAAAGUCCCCACCAUCAGUGUCACCUCCUUCCACUCCCAGUCAUCCUACAUCAGCAGUGACAAUGACUCUGAGUUUGAGGAUGCGGACAUAAAGAAGGAGCUGCGCAGUCUUCGGGAGAAGCACCUGAAGGAAAUCUCUGAGCUGCAGAGCCAGCAGAAGCAAGAGAUUGAAGCCCUGUACCACCGCCUGGGCAAACCACUCCCUCCCAACAUUGGCUUCUUUCACACAGCGCCUCCUAGUGGUCGCCGGAGAAAAACCAGCAAGAGCAAGUUGAAGGCCGGCAAGUUGCUGAACCCCUUGGUGCAGCAGCUCAAAGUCGUGGCCUCUAGCACAGGUCAUUUGUCUGACUCCAGCAGAGGCCCUCCCACUAAGGACCCUGCCCACGCCAGCACGCCCCCGGGCACCAAGGCAGUUCAGACCCAGCAGCCUUGCUCCGUACGGGCCUCCCUGUCCACAGACAUCUGCUCCGGCUUAGCCAGUGAUGGAGGCGGAGCGCGUGGCCAAGGCUGGACGGUUUACCACCCAACGUCUGAGAGAGGGGCCUAUAAGUCUAGUAGCAAGCCUCGUGCUCGAUUCCUCAGUGGACCCGUAUCUGUGUCCAUCUGGUCAGCCCUGAAGCGUCUCUGCCUAGGCAAAGAACACAGCAGUAGGUCCUCCACCAGCAGCCUGGCCCCAGGCCCCGAGCCAGGUCCCCAGCCCACCCUGCACAUCCAGGCGCAGGUGAACAACAGCAACAACAAGAAAGGCACCUUCACGGACGAUCUUCACAAGCUGGUGGAUGAGUGGACAACCAAGACAGUGGGGGCGGCACAGCUGAAGCCCACACUCAACCAGCUGAAGCAGACACAGAAGUUGCAGGACAUGGAGGCUCCUGGCGAGGCGCUGGCUACAACUGUGCCUCGAGCAGGAGUGGGGACACCAUGUCUGGCCUCAUCACCUGGCCCUCUAUCCACUGCAGCCAUUCCUGGAGCCACCCUGGCCCUGCCUGUGCCCACACCAGGUAUUGUCCACUCCAGCCUCUCAGGCCCUCCCUACGCACUGCCUCUGGGUCAGUACAGAGGCCUACUUCCAGUUCCAGUGUCUUGGGGGCCCUGGGUAGCCCCAGGAAGCCCACGAGGGGCUUGGGGCAGCCAGAGUCCCACCCAGAUCCCUGUGCUACCAGUGUUCCUGCGGCCACCUACCAUCAGCACACCAGGCCCCCGGCUGCACAUCACAUAGCCCUCUGCCCUGACCCUGGCCAGAUGGAGCACUCUGAACAGCGUGGAAGAACCCAGUUGUGGUUUGGCCCCCUCAUGGCGCCUCCUCAUGGUUCCAGGGCACAGAACUCCAGCCUAGGGAAUGCAUGGGGGUGGCAAGUUGCUUCCCCUGCUGCCUCAGACUCCAUCACUCUUGAGUCCCUGCAAUCUACAUGGGUAGUCUCCCUUGAUUGAGGGUUAGAACCUUGUUGUACCCCUGCAGCAGCCCAGUGCCUUGAAUUCCAGCUUUUCUGUUUCCUGAUGGAAAGACAUGUUUUAAAUGGUCAUUGAGCAGCAAAGGUGGGUUUCAUUACAGUUGACUUGCGUGUUGCUGCCCCUACCGCGUUAAGUUACAGGGAUGAGAACAGGUUAUAAAUAUGAAGUCUGUGUCUAGUUUUAGUGUUCUGUUGCAAAUGCCGUUUUAAAGACAGAAGCAGAAGUUGGCACUAACAGUGUGAUCUGCAAAUGCCAGAUAAGCCCAGUUCAGCCCUUGGUAGGGUGAGGUGGCUCUACACAUCUUCAGUGGUUGAGAGCCACAGGGCCCAUCUGUGCAUUGUUCUCCCCUGAGCUCGUCAGCAGUCUUGUUGGGCUGUGUGGAGCCUCCCAGGAAACACUAAGCAGGCUGCCCUGGUGGCUAGCUGGCCAUGGUGAGCACCCCACAGAGAUAAGCAGCACCUUACAGCUCAGGGGUCCCCACUCAUUUUUUGCCUUUUCCAUGGGCCAUGCUCUGCCCAGUUCACCCUGUAAAUCCUUCUGGGGGCUAUCCUCAGGCCCACCUCCUGAGGGGAGCAGUGUUCCUGAAAGUUUCAAGGGGACGUGCCCUGGUUGCGGGCAGGGGGAGGGGUGAAUGUUCCCUGACUCCCCCCUCAACAGAUGUUUUGUGCCUCCCACUGGAGGAUAGACUGCCUGGGGGCACCCCCCCCCCGCUGUGAAUUGUA
This is a messenger RNA of Nannospalax galili (Upper Galilee mountains blind mole rat), 7681 nucleotides long. RefSeq names its product WNK lysine deficient protein kinase 2 (gene Wnk2). Gene Ontology annotation, biological process: intracellular signal transduction; monoatomic ion homeostasis; positive regulation of sodium ion transmembrane transporter activity. The record is from RefSeq and is a predicted model, not a curated record. Gene Ontology annotation, molecular function: protein serine/threonine kinase activity; potassium channel inhibitor activity; ATP binding. Bases 1 to 6726 code for a protein of 2241 amino acids. Lineage: Eukaryota; Metazoa; Chordata; Mammalia; Rodentia; Spalacidae. The transcript has 28 exons. Gene Ontology annotation, cellular component: cytoplasm; cytosol.